UUGGACCGUAAACAUGCUACAGCAACAUUCAUAUGUGAUAUAUCAGUGAUGGAUCCCUAAUAAUAACGUACAGGCUAAACAUGCUACAUCAGCUGUCAUACAUCUGAGUUGGAUCCUUAAUAAUAUGCAGGUUUCAUAUAGGACCCUCCAACUUUAACAUUGCUAGUCUUGAACCAUAACCUUCGUUUAGGGUUAGUCGUAGCGGUAGAGAUCUGUGUACUGGCUCUUGAACUACAAAAAUAUCUCUUGGAUUGCAUGGGUUUUAGAUGAAAUUUCAUAAAUUCCUAAUGUUAGAAGCAAUAUUCUCUAGUGCGUAAGGAGUGAAUUUUUUUUAGGUUUAAAAAAGACGGAGCUCUUAUCUACAAGGAAAAAAUGAAAAUUGGGGAUUUCUGUGCGAAAAGUUGGGGAGUUUUGUGGGAAAAACAAAGUUUAGGGAGGUUUCGUGGGAAACAGCAUUAAAAUUUUCAGGGGUUUUGUGAAAUUUACCAAUACAGCCAAACUGAUCAAAAAUUCCAACCUGAAAACUUGAGAGAUGACUCAUAUAAAAUCAUAAAUCUUCAAAGCCAUGUCAGCGUCACAAUAGAAGUAUUAGACUUCACCGCCCGUCAAUAUAGACCUACAGAAAUUUCAAAACACUCUCCCAAGUCCUAAACAUUGAAGGGGGAGGUGGAGGGAGAGAGAGAGAACUAAUGGAGGGAGAAACUCGACACACCCGAAUCCAAACCAACGGAAUACGGAUGCAUGUAGCUGAGCAAGGGGACCCGGAAGGGCCUGUGGUCCUCUUCAUCCAUGGCUUCCCUGAGUUAUGGUUGUCAUGGAAGCAUCAGAUGUCUGAGUCGGCUCGAAAUGGGUAUCGGGCGAUUGCACCCGAUUUGAGAGGGUACGGGGACACGGAUUCGCCUCCGGAUCCGCGUCUUUACACUAUUCUUCAUCUUGUUGGAGACCUCAUCGGACUUCUUGAUCACCUCAAAGUGCAACAGGCAUUUGUGGUUGGGCAUGACUGGGGUGCAUCAGUAGCAUGGCACCUGUGCCUCUUCAGGCCCGACAGAGUGCGAGCGCUCGUCAACUUAGGUGUUCCUUAUAUUCCUCAAUCUCCAACCAACAAACCAAGCAACUUUUUCCAAAACUUCGGUGAUGGAUUCUACAUCAACCAGUUUCAGGAGCCAGGACGAGCUGAAAGCUCAUUUGCCCGUCAUGAUGUUUCCACGGUCAUCAAGAAAUUCCUGUCGACAAAAAUUCCAUCUCUUAUCGCUCCUUCAGGUAUGGAGAUUAUCGAUUUUCUUGAUGAACCAUCACAGUUGCCUUCGUGGUUAAGUGAGGAUGAACUUAAAUAUUUUGCAAACAAGUUUCAGAAAUCGGGGUUUACUGGACCAUUGAACUAUUAUCGGAUGAUGGAUGUGAACUGGAACCUGCUUGCACCUUGGAAUGGAGCAAAAAUCUGUGUACCUGCAAAACUUAUAGCUGGCGACAAGGACAUAGGUUUUGAAUCGUUUGGUACUAAGGAUUGCAUAACAGGAGACACUUUUAGAAAUUAUGUGCCAAAUGCUGAAGUUGUUAUUAUUGAUGGGCACCAUUUUCUUCAGCAAGAGAGAGCAGAAAAGGUUACUGAAGAGAUAAUGACCUUCUUCAACAGCAUAACUAAAGAGAAAUGAAGAAUCGAUGAGGAACUUCUUUAUGAUGGGAAUUGACCAGAAGUCAGUAUAGUUGCCGAUGUUGUUUCAGCUAUACAUUGAAGAAUAUUUUUGUUAUUGGUCUGUCUAUGUAGUAAUUGCCCUAAAAAUACAAUUGAUUGCCGAAGUAUGUCUAUUCUUCGUAUUUCGAUGAUAAUUAUUCU
Messenger RNA from Asparagus officinalis (garden asparagus), 1834 nucleotides. RefSeq names its product epoxide hydrolase A. The record is from RefSeq and is a predicted model, not a curated record. The transcript is spliced from 4 exons. Bases 690 to 1652 code for a protein of 320 amino acids. Gene Ontology annotation, molecular function: hydrolase activity. Lineage: Eukaryota; Viridiplantae; Streptophyta; Magnoliopsida; Asparagales; Asparagaceae.